AUGACAACUCGUUUACCACUACAAACUAAGUCAUUUAGACCUAAAUUUCAAAACAAAGGUGCUGUAUUUCACAAUGAUGAUGAACAAGAUGAAAGCAUACAAGAAGAGCGUGUGAUCGGUUUGGAAGACAAUAAGAUUAAAGAAGCCGAGCCGAAAAAAGAACAUGAACCCUUAAGGAUACAAGCUCUACCCAACGUUGACUGGCGAGCAAAUGCAAAACAUAAAAAACAACUUUACUUGCCUGGAAAGGCGCAGCAACAAGAAGUAUCUGAUUCCGAACAUGUAGCUGCACAACCCGAGCUACUACAAGGCACCAGUAAUUUUGGUUUACAGCUACCAAAAAAAGAGGUAAAAACUGAAGACGAUAUGCUAAAAACAACAACAACUACAACUACUACUACCACUACUACUACUAUCACUAUGAAUACCACAACCACAACUGAGAAGAAUCUUGAAGAUGACAUAGAGAAAGUUACAGAAAAAACGAUGGAGGAAAAAGCAAUAGAAGCAAUUAUAAAAGAGUCGAAAGGCGAAACAAAUGGAACAGAGGAACAGUCUAACCUAGUGAUCCCUUCAUAUGAGACAAUUGCCUUUAGAGAUGACGUUCAACAUAGACCGGACGAAACAACAAUGGAAGAUUACGAAAAUAUACCCGUAGAUCAAUUUGGAGCGGCUUUGUUAAGAGGAUUAGGCUGGAAAGAAGGCGAAGGUAUCGGAAGAAACCGAAAGAACUCACCGGCACCUCCACCGGUGACAAUCAAACAAAGAGAAGCAUUACUGGGCUUAGGCGCAAAGCCUGAACAAAUAGAUUCGAAAAGCGAACGGGAAAAAGCAAAAAAUAGACGUGCAGCCUUUGAAUAUAAGGAUACCAGUUUAUUCAAGAAAAUUGCGAAAAGAAAAUUGAAGGAAUAUGACGACGAUGAUAGAGAGCAUAGCCAUGAAAGAAAACGUCGCAGUUCUAGUCGCAGCCGUAGUCGAGAAAGAAAAAGCAGCAGUAGAAGUAGCAGCAGGCACAGCGAUAGACACAGCGAUAGACAUAGCGACAGUAGACAUAAAAAUAGUCGGGAAAGAAGUCGCGAUAGGAGUAGUAGCAGUAGACAUAGCAGCAGUAGAAAUAGCAGCAGUAGAAAUAGCAGCAGGAAGCGAUCACACAGUCGUGACAGCUAUUGA
Mycotypha africana is the source of this 1170-nucleotide messenger RNA. Its product is annotated as DExH-box splicing factor binding site-domain-containing protein. Bases 1 to 1170 code for a protein of 389 amino acids. Gene Ontology annotation, biological process: mRNA splicing, via spliceosome. Gene Ontology annotation, molecular function: nucleic acid binding. The record is from RefSeq and is a predicted model, not a curated record. Gene Ontology annotation, cellular component: spliceosomal complex. The transcript has 3 exons. Lineage: Eukaryota; Fungi; Mucoromycota; Mucoromycetes; Mucorales; Mycotyphaceae.